AUGAGUGCAAUCGAUGCGGUAUACAUCUACGACGAGCAUAAUAAUCUACUAUUGAGCCACACAUAUACGAACCGACCGCCACCACCAUCGACCCUCCUUCCGCUCUACCUCCAACAUGCCGCUCCACGACCGAGCGUCCUAUACGUACCUUCCCUCCACCCACCAACGGUAGUUUACAACAUAACCCAAGACAACCUCCUCUUCCUCUCACCCUCAUCCUCGGAUAUCGAACCACUAUUAGUCCUAGAAUUUCUCCACCGAGUCGCCGACGCCCUAGAAGAAUUCCUAGGAAGUCCAUUGCUCGCGAAUAAGAUUUCAGCGAACUAUAAUAUAGUGGCACAAGUACUGGCUGAGAUAGCAGACGGUGGAGUAAUAUGUCAGGGCGAGGCGAACGCAUUGCGGGAUGUGGUUGAGACAGGGCCCGGGGUACUGAACCAUUUGCUUGGGAAGGUCGGUCUACCCGGUAAUGCGGCGGUACCUGGUAUGCAAUCUGGAUCUGGGUCUGGUGUUGGAAGUGGGACAUUGCAGCGAUUUCAGCCUACGGGUAGUCAGACGGCUGUGAGCUCUCAGGGCUCAGCGAUCCCAUGGCGGAGGAGUAAUGUACGGCACACCAGCAAUGAGCUCUACGUGGACAUCGUAGAGACACUCUCGGUCACACUCGCGCCUUCAGGACGACCCUUGGCCGCUUUCGCGUACGGCAGUAUUGCUUUCACGUGCAAAGUCAGUGGUGUCCCGGACCUCUUGCUCACCUUAUCUACUGGUGGGAAAGGAGGAGGUAUGGGCAAUCGAGGCGAUCAGCUACGAGGCGUCAUGGAGAGAGUGGUGUUUCAUCCUUGCGUGAGACUGAAUAAGUGGAAGAGUGAGGGCGUCAUGUCUUUUGUGCCGCCGGAUGGGAAGUUUGUGCUUUGUGGGUAUGAGGUGGAUUUACUGGGUACGGAUGCUCCCAUCAUGGCCACAGGCAAGAACGCUUAUGCCAGUAUGAAUCUACCCGCGACAGUCGAAGUUACGACAGGACUGGGCUCGAGCAACAACGAAUUCGAGGUCCGCAUCGCGCAGCCGGCGUCUUCCAGUCUGUCGAGCGCUCGAUCAGCAGCCGCAGCUAGUCUUCAAUCAAAUUUAAGCUCAAGCGGUCGAGCGGGUACCUUCAAGGCUGGCUCUGCGGGUGACUCGAGAGGGCCAAGCAUCGAGAAUUUACUGGUUAGUGUGCCUUUACCCUCUGAAGUCCGCAACGUCACAGAACUUCGACCGAGCAAAGGCGAGGCGAAUUGGAACCCUGUCGAAGGGGUGGUGGAGUGGCGAGUACCUGCCAAAGACUUUGGUCCGCUGGGAGCAGUGUUGAGGUGUGCUAUCCAGGGACCAACCUCGGAUGGCGCUGAGGAUGCUGGAGCAGUACUCGACGGCAUGACUGCCACCACGUACGACUACACUGAUGAUGACCCCACUGGUGCCUACCAGUCGGAGACGGGCAGCACGAAUGGAGCUGCUACUACUACGCAGGCGAAGAGGCAAGCGAAUACGAACAGGAAUCGCGACCUCAUGCCUACAUCUGCGAGGCUCAGCUUUGGCGUCAAGGGCUGGUUGGCUAGUGGCUUGAAGGUGGAGAGUUUGCUGCUGGAUACAAAUAAGAGUCGUGGUUUGGGUGCUGAAGUGAAGCCGUACAAGGGCGUGAAGUACCUCACUGUUAGUAGGCAGGGUGUGGAGGUCAGAUGUUAG
Molecule: messenger RNA, 1713 nt
Organism: Recurvomyces mirabilis
Lineage: Eukaryota; Fungi; Ascomycota; Dothideomycetes; Mycosphaerellales; Teratosphaeriaceae
Exons: 2
Coding region: 1-1713 (570 amino acids)
Biological process (GO): intracellular protein transport; endocytosis
Cellular component (GO): clathrin adaptor complex; cytoplasmic vesicle
Source: RefSeq, a predicted model, not a curated record